AUGGCGCAAUCACUUCAGGGGUGGGUAAUCGACGCGAUGGAAAUUCUUGUGGUGGCGUUUGUGCUGGAAGACAUUGCGACCACGUUCGAGCUGGGCAGUGUCGGAAAGGGGCUCAUCGGCAGUGCCAGUUUUUUUGGGAUGCUCGUUGGCGCGGGUUUCUGGUCCAUCUACGCCGACAAGCGCGGCCGCAGGACAGCCUUCGUGUCGUCCCUGGCCUGCGUCUUUGUCGGCGGGGUCUUCUCCGCUCUGUCACCGUCGCUGUAUAUCCUCUGCCUGUGCCGGGUGCUCGUUGGCUUCGGAGUAGGAGGUAAUUUGCCGGUGACAACCGCGCUCGUCACCGAGUUUCUGCCAACCGACGAGAGGGCCAAAAUUCUCUGCCGAGUGGCUGGAACUUUCUGGGGCGUCGGUAUGAUCUCCGCGUCCCUUCUUGGUCUAAUCCUCGCCAAUGUUCUCGGGCCUGGGCAGGAAGAGACUAUGUGGCGCUGGUUUCUGGGGGCGGCCGCGCUUCCAUCAGCAAUGGUGGCCGUGGCUUACCGGUUACUUCCUGAAUCUCCUCGCUUCCUCCAGGUCAUGGGGAGGCACGACGAAGCGAUGCAGGUGUUGGAGAGCGUGGCGAGAAUAAACGGCAAGCUUGACGUGCUCGGGUUGGACUUUUCAGGGCAGGCUGCCGGUCUGGGCUCUGACGGCGGCGGCCGCGACGGCGAAACAGCUGUGGCCGGGAUCGGAGACGCCGCGACGUACGGGCAAGAGGCUGACAACAUUGAGCCGGGAGAAGUGCGCGAGCUGUUCCACACUCCUAUACUGCGAAGGAUCACCUUGUCCCUAUGGGUGGUCUGGUUCACCCUGAACAUCAGCUACUACGGUGUGACCUUCUUGCUGCCGAGGUACUACGAUGAGGUAUCGGGCGGGGAAGCGGACUUUGUGUACAUCCUUAGCGCUCUCGUUGGGGCAACGUUCAUCCCGGGCGCGUUCGCGGCCAUGAGGCUGUGCUCUGAGCGUUGCCUCGGUCGCGUGGGUGCUCUCAAGUGGUCGUCCUUUGCCACGGCGACCGCCGUCCUUUUGCUGGCCAUGACCCUGCAAGUGGAGGCCCUCUUCGCGGUGGCGUCGCUCUUUACCCUGUUCGUUGUCACUAUCCCUGGGAUUGUCAUGUAUGUCUUGACGCCGGAAUUGUACGCGACAAAGUACCGAGCAGUGGGCUUGGGAGCCGCGAGCUGUGUGACGCGCGUGGGAGGUUUGAUUGCCCCCAUGCUGGCGGAGUUGUUGUACGAUCGGGGUGGCCCAGUGGCUCCUUUGUUGGUGUUCGGGCCGAUCAUGAUCAUCACCGGCAUCGCGGCGGGCAUGAUUCCCGUCGAAACGGCCGGGCGAGAACUGGACGACGACAGCUGGGACCGCAAAGAACCGGCCAAAACAACACGGACAUUUGCUCGCCCCCAUGCGGAGCCAUACUCCGACGCUCCUGUGGUUCCGUGA
Messenger RNA from Ectocarpus siliculosus, 1470 nucleotides. NCBI's taxonomy places the organism in Eukaryota, Phaeophyceae, Ectocarpales, Ectocarpaceae. The record is from the annotation of a GenBank genome assembly.